Messenger RNA from Rotaria sp. Silwood1, 1650 nucleotides. The record is from the annotation of a GenBank genome assembly. NCBI's taxonomy places the organism in Eukaryota, Metazoa, Rotifera, Eurotatoria, Philodinida, Philodinidae.
AUGAAAUAUUCAUGUGUUCAAUGGAAUGAUCUACCCGAUGAAAUUCUUAUGAUUAUUUUAAAAAAUUUGACUAAUGCAGAAGUACUUUAUUCUUUAUUAGGCGUCAAUAAACGACUAAAUAAUAUUGCAGUUGAUCCCGUUUUUACAAAUAAUUUAUCUCUUGUGAUGUCUACAUUGGAUGGUUUGGUUUAUUCAUUACCUGAUCCAAUACUUGAUCGAUUUUGUUUACAUAUUUUACCUAAAAUUCAUCAAAAUAUUGAAUGGCUUCAUCUUCAAUCACGAUCAAUGGAACGCUUUCUUCGUGCUACAAAUUUUCCGAAUUUGUAUGGCAUUAGUUUACAUAAUAUUCAAGCAAAAACAGCUAUAGAUCUUUUUACGGAACAAACUUCCGUAAUUCAUACUUUGAAAAAUCAACUUUUAUCAUUUACUAUCGACAUUAGUAUAAAAGGAACAGAAUGUUAUAAACGAGACAAUUAUGCAAUUAUAUUUAAUCAUAUCCUGACUAUGUUCACUAAUUUACAAUAUUUAAAUUUUGGUCGAUCUUCAAUUUACGAUGAUCGAUUAUUCUUUUGUAUGAGACGUUCAACUGUUAUCUCUACAAAUUUGUUAGAAUUACAUGUCUCUUUGCAUAUUUUUGAUGAUUGUCUUUAUUUACUUGAUGGACAUUUCAAUCAACUUCGUUCAUUUUAUGUUGAUGUUUGUAUGAUUUUCUCUUCGGAUAGAACUGUUAACAAUACGAAAGAACUACCUAGUUUAAAAUGCUUUUGUCUACACUGUAAGACGAUAACAACUGUUUAUGAUGAAUUAGUUGUGCCACUUUUACAUCGAAUGUCGAAUUUAGAAAAGCUUGAUUUGUCUAUUACUGUACGUGAAAGGAAAACAGUUUUUGAUGGUAAUGAUUUGAAGAUGAAUAUCAUUAAUUAUAUGCCAAAAUUAAACAAUUUCACAUUUAAUAUUCAUUCAUUAAGUAGUUUCUAUAAAAAAAUUAAUUUAUCAUUAAAUCAAGAUAUUCAAAAGACUUUCAGAGUUCUUAAUGAUAAACAAAUAAUCUAUUGGACUGAUUAUUUUCCAAAACAAAAGAAAGGUCAUUGCCAUAUUUAUUCAUGUCCAUAUAAACUAAACGGUUACAAUUAUAUAACAAAUAAUUUUCCAGGUGGAAUAUUCAAAUCUGUUCGUGAAGUAUCAUUAUUUGAUGAACGGCCUUUUGAACAUGAAUUUUUCCUUCAAAUUGCUCAAUCAUUUCCAUUUUUGGAAAAAUUAUGUGUACGUAAUUACGAACGACAAAUGUAUAAAGAAUGUAGUAAAUCAAUCAAUGGAAAGCAACAUUUAUCAAUCAUUAAAUAUCCUUAUCUUAAACAACUGAAUAUUAUUUGUACUUGCAAAGAUUACCAUGAACAAUUCUUAUUCGAUACUAAAACGUGUUUACCAUUUGAUGUUCGUGUUAGUAUGUAUUAUAAACGAGUGAAACAAGUGACAUGUAAUUUCACAAGUAAUAGAACACGAAAUAAUUGUGCAAAAAUGAAUUACGUUAAUUUAUAUAUAAGAAUAAAAAUUGUUGGAGAUCCUGAGAAUUUUUGUGGUGAAACACGAGAACUUUCUGAACAUAUAAAAAGUUAUUUUCCUCGUACGCAAAUAGAUUGUUUAUUGUGA